AUGCAAGCCAGCACCUUUUUCGCUGUCUACUCAGGCUACCGGAGCUUUCUUCUCUCUACAGGCAUCUUUGCUUACCUGAACUACCAUGUUCCCCGGACAAGACGGGAGAUCCUGGAAACCCUUAUCAAAGGGCUUCAGCGCCUGGAGUACCGAGGUUAUGACUCCGCAGGUGUGGGAAUUGAUGGAGGAAAUGACAAAGACUGGGAGGCCAAUGCCGGCAAAAUCCAACUCAUCAAGCAAAAAGGGAAAGUGAAGGCACUGGAUGAAGAAGUACACAAGCAACAGGACAUGGAUCUGGAUAUUGAAUUUGACGUACAUCUUGGAAUUGCACAUACCCGAUGGGCUACCCAUGGUGAGCCCAACCCCAUUAAUAGUCACCCACAGCGCUCGGAUAAGAACAACGAGUUCAUCGUUAUCCACAAUGGCAUCAUAACCAACUACAAAGACCUGAGAAAAUUUUUGGAAAGCAAAGGGUAUGAUUUUGAAUCUGAGACUGACACGGAAAGCAUUGCCAAGCUUGUAAAGUACAUGUAUGACAACCGUGAAAGUGAUGACAUCAGCUUCACAACACUGGUGGAGAGAGUGAUCCAGCAACUGGAAGGUGCUUUUGCCCUUGUGUUCAAAAGUGUCCAUUAUCCUGGUCAAGCAGUGGGCACCAGACGAGGAAGCCCCCUGCUGAUUGGAGUGCGAAGUGAACACAAGCUCUCCACCGACCACAUUCCCAUACUGUACAGAACAGCUGUGCAAUCUAUGGAUCAUUCUUUUGAUGGAAUAUCCAUAAAAAAGGAGGAAGGUAAGGACAAGAAGGGAAGCUGCAACCUAUCUCGUAUUGACAGCACCACCUGUCUUUUCCCUGUGGAAGAGAAAGCAGUGGAAUAUUACUUUGCCUCUGAUGCUAGUGCAGUUAUUGAACACACCAACAGAGUGAUUUUCCUUGAAGAUGAUGACGUAGCAGCUGUGGUGGACGGUCGUCUUUCUAUCCACCGGAUCAAACGCACGGCGGGUGAUCAUCCUGGCCGAGCCGUCCAGACUCUGCAGAUGGAACUUCAGCAGAUCAUGAAGGGUAAUUUCAGUUCAUUUAUGCAGAAGGAGAUUUUUGAGCAACCAGAAUCUGUUGUCAACACCAUGAGGGGCAGAGUCAACUUUGAUGACUACACUGUGAACUUGGGUGGGUUGAAGGAUCACAUCAAGGAGAUCCAGCGGUGCAGACGUUUAAUCCUAAUCGCUUGUGGGACGAGUUAUCAUGCUGGAGUUGCAACUCGGCAAGUACUGGAAGAACUGACUGAACUGCCGGUUAUGGUUGAACUCGCCAGUGACUUUUUGGACCGAAACACGCCAGUCUUCAGAGAUGAUGUUUGCUUUUUCAUCAGCCAGUCAGGCGAGACAGCAGAUACUUUGAUGGGUCUUCGGUAUUGUAAGGAAAGGGGUGCCCUAACAGUGGGAAUCACUAAUACAGUUGGCAGUUCCAUAUCCAGGGAGACGGAUUGCGGAGUCCAUAUCAAUGCAGGCCCAGAAAUUGGUGUUGCCAGUACAAAGGCCUACACUAGCCAGUUUGUUUCUUUAGUGAUGUUUGCCCUCAUGAUGUGUGACGACAGGAUUUCUAUGCAAGAAAGGCGCAAAGAAAUAAUGAGAGGUCUGAAAGGACUGCCAGACUUGAUUAAAGAAGUGCUGAGCAUGGAUGAUGAGAUCCAGAAACUGGCAACCGAGCUUUACCACCAGAAGUCCGUUCUGAUCAUGGGCCGGGGUUAUCACUAUGCAACAUGUCUGGAGGGGGCUUUGAAAAUUAAGGAAAUCACCUACAUGCAUUCAGAAGGGAUAUUGGCUGGUGAGCUGAAGCACGGUCCCUUGGCACUGGUGGACAAAUUGAUGCCGGUUAUCAUGAUUAUCAUGCGGGACCAUACAUAUGCCAAGUGCCAGAAUGCUCUCCAGCAGGUUAUCGCACGGCAGGGAAGGCCCGUGGUGAUAUGUGAUAAGGAAGAUAUAGAGACAAUUAAGAAUAAUAAGAGGACAAUCAAAGUUCCCCAUUCUGUGGACUGUCUGCAGGGGAUCCUGAGCGUUAUCCCUCUCCAGCUCCUGGCUUUCCAUCUUGCAGUGCUCAGAGGCUAUGAUGUUGAUUUUCCAAGAAAUCUGGCCAAGUCUGUAACGGUAGAAUAAAAGCUCAUCUGAAUGUUAGGGGCAUGGGGAAGGGAAUGAGAGACUCUUUUGGUACCAAAAUACUUUGUUUUUUCCAGAUCCCUUAAGUCAAAUCUUAUUUUGUUAAAUCAUUGUUUGUGUAGAAGAUGAUCAUAAUUCUUUUGCAUUUGGUGAUUGUCAAAUAGAUUCCACGUGCUAUGGCCAUAGUUGUGUUUUGUUGAAUUACACCUCACAAAGGGUGUUGAAUUAUUUUCUUUGAUAAAUGCACAGUCAUGUAGUUGAGGGUCCCCCACUUUACAUUGAGAUAAUUGAGCUGUAUUUGUUAUUUAGUGUGGUUUGCUCAUAUCAUUGAAGAGAUAUGGUUACAUGAAGUAAUUGUAGUGCUUUCAGGCCAUGAGGGCAGGUCCUGGUAUAUGAAAUUAGAUUUGGCAUCAUGAUGAAUUGUGAGUCGCCAGGGAUUAUAAAGAGCUUGGGUCAAAUUCUGACUCCUUUACACUGGGGAACUUCACAGACAGGUUGUUCUCUCCUCUGAAAUCUGUUGGUAAACUUGCUCCAAGUAGCCUCAGCAGGAUCUUGCCUGUGCUUUAGCACCUGACAGUCCUUUCAGACAGCGGGCCAAAAUCUACUCUUCCACCAGCACAUGUGGAGUUGAGGCUGAACCUCAGUGCAAGUGAGAGCAGCAUCUGACCCAGUCCUUGCAUAGUUACCAAAGUGAAAAGCAACCCUGAGAGCCUGUUGUGCAGUAGUCGCAGAACUAUACAUUCCCCAGGCUGGCAAGGGACUCUUGACCCCUCACCCCCAAAACAAGUUUUGCAACACUAAAACACCCAGCAUUUGGGUACUGGUUCGAUUACGAGCAACCCUGGUUUUGAACACCUGCAAGACCUUUCCUCUGUGAACAGGAUCCUGCUUUGAGCAUCCCUGCUUUCACCCUGCCAGGUGGGUACACACCCAGAGGGAUGACACUAACUGUGCACGUGUCAACUGCUACGUUAGGGCAGUCGCAGGUAACACGUGCAUGCCCCUUGGUUUCAUUUGAGCUGCUUACUCCGUUAAUGUCUCGGUUUGUGGGGUGGAUAGCAGAUAGCUACAAGGGCAUGUGUGGCUUUGUUUCUAAAAUGUUGGUGUUUGAUAGUGGUUUAUAUCUGGGGCAGGGAGCCAGAAGACUUCGUGGACAAGACUCCAAAAAAUAUUGAGAGAGAUUUCUCUCGUAACUGAAUUGAAUUAAAAGUUGUAAUUGAAACUAGAGGCAAAUGUUCAGCACCUUGAUUUUUAGAAAUGCAAGUCAUUCAGGGACAGUAAAUGUCACCUGAUGGAAAGGGGUGAAAUUCAUACCACAUUUGGUGCGUUUGAGCUAAGUAGCUAUAUUGUUAUGCACAAGGCUGACAGUUAAAAAAACAAACCCAUAGUACUUCAAGACCUGCAGUCAAGCUUACUACUGAGCAGUUGAGGUCACUUACUACUAUGGAGCCAAAGUUUGCAGGGCUAAUUGUCUAACGUGCACUAUUUUGACAUGUAGACUUCUACUUGAUCAGGAAGACUGUCCACUGCUUUAAGGACUUGGUUUUCUUUCAGCAAGCAUGCUGUCUGCUAUUGUAAAAUCCUGGCUUGUACAAUAGACAAGUCCUCCAAAUGGUGUUUGCACCAAUUCUUUCUAAUCAAUGUUAAAUAUCUAAUAUAUGUGACUUAAGUACAAAACCAUCCUGGAUUUGUUUAUGGCUUAAUUUUUCCUGUUAGCAAAAACUUUGGAAAAACCGGUUUCACAAAACCAGUAUGGAACUGGACUCUGUGUACUGAGACUUGGUAUGGGUAAUGACUUGUAUUUAAGCCAUUACUUUUGAAUGCAAAUUGUUAUCCUAUGAGUAUGUUUAGAAGUGUAGUAGUAAAUAUAGUAGUUUAGCCUUUCAUAAGCAAAUAUUGUAGGCAUUGAUUAACUACUGCUUCCACCUCUGCUUUAUGUGAAAAGUGAAAGACUUGUUUUCUGCAAGAAUUUAAUGAUAAGGAGACGGUAGUAAACCUUCUUUGCUGAAAUUUGCACAACUCAUUGAAAUAUAGGUCUUUCAUGCUCCCAGCUGGAAGAUUUGACUUGUUUCUGCUCUUCUCAGCUCAUGACCUUCUCCCCUCCUCUGAAAAUAAAAAUGUCACCCUGUAACCCUAUGAGAGCUGAAAUAAAAGGGGCCUGGCCAAGGCAUAGGGAAGCUUUUCCCCAGGGUUGAAGGAACUGCAGGAUCAAAGCCCACCAUAGUAUAGAUUCUGUUGUGAAUGAGAUCCUUGAGGUGACAGGGCUUCUGGCGUAGUUGUAUGUGCAUUGUUUCAGACUUUUGAGAUCUCUGCCAUCAAACUUAAUAGAAGCCGACUAGCCUGGGAUGGCUCGCUUUACAGUUUGGAUGCUUUAUUGUCUGAUGCAGGCAGGUAGGCUAGUGCCUGAGACUGGAAUUCUAGG
This is a messenger RNA of Gavialis gangeticus (Gharial), 4576 nucleotides long. It is a transcript of the gene GFPT1, whose product is annotated as glutamine--fructose-6-phosphate transaminase 1. Bases 1 to 2154 code for a protein of 717 amino acids. Gene Ontology annotation, biological process: UDP-N-acetylglucosamine metabolic process; fructose 6-phosphate metabolic process; carbohydrate derivative biosynthetic process. The transcript has 20 exons. NCBI's taxonomy places the organism in Eukaryota, Metazoa, Chordata, Crocodylia, Gavialidae. The record is from RefSeq and is a predicted model, not a curated record. Gene Ontology annotation, molecular function: carbohydrate derivative binding; L-glutamine:D-fructose-6-phosphate transaminase (isomerizing) activity.